CGCGGGGGUGGGGGACUCGCGGCCGGGGCUCGGGGCGGGGAGCCCUGAGGUUAUCCCGGCUCCCGGGUGAACCUCAUGCGGGUGCGGGCCGGGAGGGCUCGACAGCUUUCUCCUUCCAGGAAACCGAGGGAGGGUGGUACUGGGAGGCCGAGACUGGCAGUCACUUCCUGCGCCCACAUGGCGAGGGGGUGGGGGGCGCCUGCUUUCCGUCCGGGAACGGAAUCUGGGAGUGGUGGUGCGCGGGGGAGCGGGAGUUCCUCCCGGCCCUGGAGUGGCGUCCCUCGUGUUUCCGCAGCUGGGUGCCGGGGCUCCAGUGAGCGUCACAGCCGACCCGGGGCAAGCCCCCGGGGCUACUACGUCCCCGUCCCUCGCCUCUGCUGCCCCUCCCACCUCCUGUUAGGCUGGCACCGAUCUGGUACCCACCCUGCAGCGAUUAUGGAUGCUGACCCUUAAGGCCGGCGGUAAACCGGCGCGGUCCAGCAUCGCUCGGUGUCGAGAGGGUUUACAGCCUUCUCGGAAUUUGGGCGACAUCAUCGGGAUAAUAAUCUUGGUUCCCAGUCUUAGGCACUGCCGCGCCGCCCCGCCCAGCUCCAGGGAAAUUCCCCGCUUCCUUCAGCCCAGACGCCUAGGCUUGCUCAAGACUUCUCAGUUCUUGAGUUGCCCUCCUUCCUUGCCCUGUUUGGUCUCCCUUGAAAGCACCCCACCCCUUACUGGAAGUUUUAGGCCCCCUGUUGGAGGCCUGUUGGAGAACAGCUUGUGCCUGGCCCGGAUUGAGUAGAGCCCCUGUUACUAAAACUUUGCCUUAGUCAUAGGGCUCGACACUUGUCAGUUUCUCCUCAUUUGAUUGGGUACUCAGGGUUGAUAACUUCUGUUUCAGCUGGGGAAACCAAGGGGAAAGAAAAGGGACGAAUUAAUCCGGUUAAUAUCAGAGCUGGGACAGCUCCCGUGGGACUUGACAGGCAUGGAUAAUAAUCCUAUGUGAUUUAGGAUAAGUUCUCUUGCGUGUCUGUAACAUGGGAUGUUACUACCUUUGCUAGCAUGAGGCGUGAGUAAGAUGAUGUGUCUGACUUUCACAGUGUUUGAAAUAUAUUAGGUGAUCAAUAAAUGUUCUCCUUUCUCCCUCCCAUUCUCUUGUGCUGGCUCUGUUUCAUCGGGAGAGAGAACAAGUUGUGGGGCAGGCGUUUGUACUAAGUGGAAAACAAUCCUAUGAGAAAGCAGUGACUAGGUGUAAUAUUUGGGAAUGUGAAACUAGGCGUGAAUCCAAACUUCCGAAACAGUAACCUAAUUUAUUUUUUUCUUAAGGCCCGACACUGUCUGCGGUCCCAUGAUCCGUGAUUUCUGAUUGUAACUGAAAUUGUCUAACAUUGCAGACCCAAAGUUUAAAUGUGGUUGCGUUGAACUGGAAAGCAGAUUUGCCAAAAUGCUUUUCUCAACUGUUGUUUUCUGUGUAGACCCAGCAUGAGUGAAGCUCCCUGCAGGAAACGUGAUGACUACCUGGAAUGGCCUGAGUAUUUCAUGGCAGUGGCCUUCUUAUCGGCACAGAGAAGCAAAGAUCCAAAUUCGCAGGUCGGAGCCUGCAUCGUGAACGCAGAGAACAAGAUUGUCGGCAUCGGGUAUAAUGGAAUGCCAAAUGGGUGCAGCGAUGACGUGUUGCCUUGGAGAAGGACGGCAGAGAGAAAGCUGGAUACCAAGUACCCUUACGCGAGCACGCAAGGUCUGAUUAAUACCUUCACUUUAAGAGAAGAAAAAAUAGACCCAACCUUGAUAGAUACCAGGCUCGCAUGGUAUGCUGCAGCUGAACACAUGAAGCCGUCCGUAAUGGUUUGCAAAUUAGAACAUCACCGACUCUCUUCUUAUGUAAUGCCCCUGUGUCCAAAUGUUAAUAAAAGACAGUGAAUUGAAUCAGGCAGCAGCCUUGUAUUUCAAGAGGAAGCCGUGUUCGGCUCUAGUCUAUCAGCCACCCAGGCGGGCUGCUGGAAAGAUAGACUCUGAGUUCUAAGGAAAACUGUCCCCGUACUGGGCCCUUCCUCUUUCCCGCUUCUUUUUCGUGGAGUGGGGACCAUAGUUCUUCUAACUCCAGACGAGGCUGAUGGGCCAACCUUGUGGUAGAAUUAGAGCUUUUAAUUACCCGCGGCAGGCGGAGAAGAGGCGAUAAGCAACACAGCCAUCAGCACUUGAACAGCACAUGUCGGCGCUGAUUAGCGCGGCUGCUGAGAGCGAGGACUAAUGAGGCCAAGGUCACGGACGCGGCCCCGCAGCCCAGGUAGCCCGGCCACCCUCCAAACGGCACCCUCCGCCCAGGCAGCUGCCUCGCAGAUGCUCCUGGCCUUCUGGAAGGGGGCCGGGGAGGCCCGAGCCAGCAGUCAGCACGGAAUCCUUUUGUUUAAAUCCAAACAAAAUAAAAAAACAGGUUCUCUAAUGGACCACCCCCUGUGAUCCCUC
Messenger RNA from Panthera uncia (snow leopard), 2442 nucleotides. It is a transcript of the gene DCTD, whose product is annotated as dCMP deaminase. Bases 1459 to 1896 code for a protein of 145 amino acids. Gene Ontology annotation, cellular component: cytoplasm. The record is from RefSeq and is a predicted model, not a curated record. The transcript is spliced from 3 exons. Gene Ontology annotation, biological process: dTMP biosynthetic process; dUMP biosynthetic process. NCBI's taxonomy places the organism in Eukaryota, Metazoa, Chordata, Mammalia, Carnivora, Felidae. Gene Ontology annotation, molecular function: zinc ion binding; dCMP deaminase activity.